UACGUUUAGCCAAUGGAUGACCACGUUUCGAUCAAAUGGCGAGGUUAAAGGUCAAAGUAAUGGCGGCGGUCAAAACAUAAACAUUAUUCUGUCCUGUUUGAGAAAUGGGUCUGUUAUCGCGGACAGUGGUGAGACCGUGGGAGUGGAGCCAGAGACACUUCUGGGGGUGGCUCAAUGCUGUUUUCAACAAGUGAGACAUCUUCCGGUGUUUCUACAGCUGUGCACAGACAGGCAGAUCCAGGGGUGGAUCAUGAGAGGAUCAAAGCUGUCGGUCCGGACCGAGCUGCAGCAGAGUGGCUGCUGAGGUGUGGUGCCAAAGUGAGGUUUGAAGGUUUUGAACGCUGGCAUCAUGACUACAACGGACUGCCAACGGGGCCUCUUGGCAGAUACAAGAUCCAGGCUAUUGAUGCCACCGAAUCGUGCAUCAUGUACCGGGGCUUCGACUACCUGGAUGGAUUAAAGCAUGUGGAAGAAAUUAAACUCAAAAAGUGCAUCUACAUUGAGGACACAUGCUUGGAGAGACUGAGCUCAGUGGAAAACCUCCAGCAGAGCCUGUACAUGAUGGAGGUGGUCUCCUGUGGGAACGUGACUGAUAAGGGCCUCAUCGCCCUGCACAAGCUCAGGAACCUGGAGUACCUGUUUCUCUCUGAUCUUCCUGGAGUCAAAGACAAGCAGGUGACUGUUGACAGACUGCAGACGGCUCUUCCACGUCUGGACAUAACGCUGGAUCUGGACUGACCGUGGAGAAGAUUCCUGCUCUUACGUGUGCAUUUUAGUCCUCAAACUCAUCCGACUCUCACAGUUCUGGACAACCCACAACAUGAACUGAUUUUCAGAAUAAAAGCAUUAGGCUGGAAAAGCAGCCAGGACAUUUUCCUUUAAAGAAACAGCACUACUCAUUAAUGCUGACGCCAGAUCUCUUUGACAUUUUCUCUUUUAUUUAAAGUUAUUCCAUAAUGAGCGUACAUAGAACCGUGUGUGAAAAUGUUUAGGACUUAAAUCUUUUCUUAUUUAUAUAAGUUUGGCAAUUUUUUGAAGGCCAACAGAAGUUUGAGGACAUCCUUUGCACCAAAGUUCCAGAUUCAGACAACAUGUGAUUAUUAUUAUUACUGCUGACAAACGCGAGUAACGGUGGGUGAAAUGAGUGGAAUAAUGCAGUCAUAUCAAUAAAUAUUAUUUUCAAAAAUG
Molecule: messenger RNA, 1188 nt
Organism: Nothobranchius furzeri (turquoise killifish)
Lineage: Eukaryota; Metazoa; Chordata; Actinopteri; Cyprinodontiformes; Nothobranchiidae
Gene: dmac2l
Product: distal membrane arm assembly component 2 like
Source: RefSeq, a predicted model, not a curated record